AUGGAGUUGAUUUCUCUUCAUCUAGUUCUCUUGCUGAUUUCAAACAUCCACUCUGGAGAAACUGAAGCUUUACCCAGAGCUACAUUGAGUGUAAAACCAGACAGAUCUGUGCUCACUGGAGAGACAGUCACUCUGAAGUGUGAGAUAGAGGAUCAGUACAGAUCCUUAAACUGGACAUAUCAGUGGUAUAAAUGUGGUACUGAAUUGUUUAACUCUGGGCGUUACACUGUAAACAGCGACUCUCUCACUAUCACUGGAGUUACUGAAUCUGAUCAGAAUGAGUUCAGCUGUAGAGCAGAGAUAUACGGACGACCACAGACUUCACUAUCAAGCUCUGCUGUUAAUCUCACUGUAAAUGGAUCAAAACCAAAACCUGAACUCACAUCAGAUACUGAAGGAUCUGUACUGACAGGUAACACAGUGACUCUGAAGUGUCACAUUAAUCAUUGGUCUACUGGAUGGAAGUUUUACUGGUACAAACGCACACAAAACACUGAGAAGACGACAACAGAAACAAACUCUUACACAAUCCACAGUGUUAAAGUUUCAGAUGGAGGUCAGUACUGGUGUAGAGCUGGAAGAGGAAAACCAGACUAUUACACAGACUACAGUGAUGGACUGUGGAUAAAUGUUAAAGGGAGUCCUAAACCUCUAGUGAGUGUUGAUCCUGACAAACAGCUGUUCAGAGGAGAAACUGUUACUCUGAGAUGUGACAUACAGGAUACAGGAGACACUGAGUGGACAUACAGCUGGACUGUAGAGAAGACAAAUAACAGAAAUAUAAUCACACAAUGCAACACACAAGAGUGUAAAAUUAACAACAUUCAAUACUAUCACAGUGAUAAAUACACCUGUAGAGGAAAGAUACGUGAACAAAACACUGAGAUGAGUGAUGCUGUUACGCUGACUGUAUCAUAUAAACCACAGACAGUUUUAAGUGUUUCUCCACAGCAGUGGUUGACUGAAGGAGAUUCAGUGACUCUGAUGUGUGAGGUAAUAAGUUCAUCUACAGACUGGACAUUCAGUUGGUUCACUGUACAGAGUCUUUACUCAGUGAAUAAAGAUGUUUAUGAGCUGGUGUCAAACAGCAGUGGAGGAUCUAAAGGCAUCUACACAGUGAGUUCAGUGACUGUGAAGCACACAGGAGUUUAUAUGUGCAGAGCAGAGAGAGGAGAUCCAGUCUAUCAGACAGACAGUAACAGAAAGCUACUGUGGAUCACUGGUGUUUCUCGUUCAGUCUCUCUGACCAUCAUACCUGACAGAUCUCAACACUUCAUAUUUGAAUCUCUCUUUCUGAGCUGUGAGGAUCACAGUAACUCUACUGGAUGGACAGUGAGAGGAUACACAGAAGAUAAACUAAACCCUUGUUCAUCAUCAGACUGGAGAUCUACAGGAACAACAUCUACAUGUACAAUCAGAUCUCUCAUCACAUCUGAUACUGGAGUGUACUGGUGUCAGUCUGAAUCUGGAGAGAAACUUCAUCCUGUUAAUAUAUCAGUACACUAUGUUGGUGUGAUUCUGGACAGUCCUGUUCAUCCUGUGACUGAAGGAGAUCCUCUGACUCUACACUGUUUAUAUCGAUAUAAAAAACCCUCUAAUCUGAGAGCUGAAUUUUAUAAAGAUGGAUUAGUGGUGCAGAGUCAGACUACAGGAGACAUGAUGAUCAUCCCUACAGUCUCAAAGUCACAUGAGGGUUUCUACUACUGUAAACACCCAGAGAGAGGAGAGUCUCCAAAGAGCUGGAUCUCAGUCAGAGCCGCAGCAUCUUCAACUCUUGGUCUUAUUAAUGGUCUGGGUCUUGGACUGAGCAUCAUGUUUUUGAUCUUUUUCUUGGUCCUGCUGUGGUGGUACAACAACAACAAAAACUCUCAGUCUGCCUCAGCUGUCAGUCAACAGCAGAACAUCAAUCAGACAUCAGAUCAGAAACAGACUGAAGAUGUUUACAGUCCAUUGCCGACUGACAGUGUAAAUGAAGCAGCUGAUCACAUCUAUGCUAAUAUUAAACUGAAAUCUAAGAAAGAAAUGAAGAAAAAGAAGAAAUACAAGAAAGAUGAUAAAGACACAAGUGCAGACAAUGAAAGUGAAGCAGCUGAUCACAUCUAUGCUAAUAUUGAACUGAUAUCUAAGAAAGAAAUGAAGAAAAAGAAGAAAUACAAGAAAGACAAUGUAAGUGAAGCAGCUGAUCACAUCUAUGCUAAUAUUGAACUGAUAUCUAAGAAAGAAAUGAAGAAAAAGAAGAAAGACAAGAAAGGAAAAGGUGGGAUUGUGUACUCCAAUCUGAAGAAAAGAGAAGGUCAAGGUGUUGCUUUUGGAUCUGUUGAUGCGGCCUACUCUUAG
Molecule: messenger RNA, 2337 nt
Organism: Misgurnus anguillicaudatus (oriental weatherfish)
Lineage: Eukaryota; Metazoa; Chordata; Actinopteri; Cypriniformes; Cobitidae
Source: RefSeq, a predicted model, not a curated record